AUGGACAGGAAAUUGAAAAGGGGGCAAAGGGGAAGGGGAAGAAUGUUGGUGGUCUCUGAUGGUGGUGUGGGUUGGAGUUCGGUGGAGAAAAUUAAAGGAUGGUGGUCGUUUGGAGAACGUAGACAGGAGUGGCUUCUUUCUGAACUCGGCGGCAAGAGACCUUUAUUUGGACCCGAUCUUCCAAAAACAGAAGAAAUUGCUGAUGUCUUGGAUACACUCCAUGUCAUAGCAGAACUUCCAUCAGACUGCUUCGGGGCAUACAUCAUCUCAAUGGCCACCGCACCAUCUGAUGUGCUUGCAGUUGAACUCCUACAACGUGAAUGCCAUGUGAAGCAACCUUUACGAGUGGUUCCACUUUUUGAGAAAUUGGAUGAUCUGGAGGCUGCUCCUGCUGCUGUUACACGUCUCUUCUCGAUUGAGUGGUACAGAAACCGGAUUAAAGGCAAACAAGAGGUCAUGAUUGGGUAUUCGGACUCUGGUAAGGAUGCUGGUCGGUUUUCAGCAGCCUGGCAGCUAUAUAAGGCUCAAGAGGAGCUAGUAAAAGUUGCCAAAGAACAUGGUGUGAAGCUAGUUAUGUUCCAUGGUAGAGGUGGUACAGUUGGAAGAGGAGGUGGCCCCACCCAUCUUGCUAUAUUGUCUCAACCACCUGACACUAUUAACGGAUCUCUCCGUGUCACAGUUCAGGGUGAGGUUAUUGAGCAAUCGUUUGGGGAGGAACACUUGUGUUUUAGAACUCUCCAACGUUUCACUGCUGCUACCCUUGAACAUGGUAUGCAUCCACCAGUCUCUCCAAAACCCGAGUGGCGUGCACUUAUGGAUGAAAUUGCAGUUAUUGCUACAGAGAAGUAUAGGUCAAUUGUUUUCAAAGAACCCCGAUUUGUUGAGUAUUUCCGCUUGGCCACACCUGAGCUAGAGUAUGGUCGAAUGAACAUUGGCAGCCGUCCAUCAAAGCGUAAACCCAGUGGAGGCAUAGAAUCACUCAGAGCUAUUCCAUGGAUCUUCGCCUGGACCCAGACAAGGUUUCAUCUCCCGGUCUGGCUUGGCUUUGGGGCAGCAUUUAGGUAUGCUGUUGACAAGGAUAUCAAAAACCUACGCAUGUUUCACGAGAUGUACAAUGCAUGGCCAUUCUUUAGGGUAACUAUUGACUUGGUUGAGAUGGUGUUUGCCAAGGGUGACCCGGGUAUUGCAGCUCUGUACGACAAGCUUCUUGUUUCAGAAGAUCUGUGGUCCUUCGGUGAGCUUUUGAGGUCCAAGUACGAAGAGACAAGAACCCUCCUGCUCCAGGUAACUAUUCAUGAAUUCUGAAAAGUAUUACUCAAU
Molecule: messenger RNA, 1320 nt
Organism: Solanum stenotomum
Lineage: Eukaryota; Viridiplantae; Streptophyta; Magnoliopsida; Solanales; Solanaceae
Product: phosphoenolpyruvate carboxylase-like
Exons: 3
Coding region: 1-1305 (434 amino acids)
Biological process (GO): leaf development; tricarboxylic acid cycle; carbon fixation
Cellular component (GO): apoplast; chloroplast; cytosol
Molecular function (GO): phosphoenolpyruvate carboxylase activity
Source: RefSeq, a predicted model, not a curated record